This is a messenger RNA of Sturnus vulgaris (Common starling), 5148 nucleotides long. The record is from RefSeq and is a predicted model, not a curated record. Lineage: Eukaryota; Metazoa; Chordata; Aves; Passeriformes; Sturnidae.
AUGGCCUCUCAGCCGCAGCCCCUGCACCCUGCCGUGCCCUGCACCUCCCCUGCUGGCACUGGGGGGGCCGGGCUGGCAAGCAGCCCUGAUAAAGGCAGCACUCGUCCCAAGCCACCGGUGCGGCCCAAGCCCCGCGUGCUGCCCAAGCCGGCCGUGCCCGCCAAGCCCCUGGUGCCUCCCCCCACGCCGGGCCCGCGGCACCCCCGGCCCGAGCUGCCCUCGGCCGAGAAGAUGAACCGCCUAGCCGGGCCCCAGCCCUACAGCGGGGCAGGCACCGGGGGGCCCCUCCGGCGCCCCUCCUUCACUGUCAGAUCACCCGAGACCCCCAAUGGGAAGGGGCUCUCGUCGCCCCUGGUCACAGGCACCGAGGAGGAGGUGUCCCCGGCCCCACCAACCCCCUCCCGCAAGGGCCCGGCGCCUUUCAAGGUGACGCCAGUGCCAGUGGCUGCCAGGCCGGAGCGGUUCCCGGGCACUACCGUAGAGGAGAUCCUGGCCAAGAUGGACAGCAGGGAGGGCCCAGGCAGCCCAGACCGGGCCUGGCUCUCACCCUUCUGCACCGACCCCUCCUCCCGCUUUGGCUCCAAGACCUUUUCUGCCUUCCGGAAGCGUCCCAGUGGGGAGGCAGAUGGAGCCCCCGCUGGCGAAGCCCCCCAGACACCCCGACCUGUGGCAGGCGAGCUGGGAAUGGGGGAUGAUGGGCACCCUGUGGCUGAGAUGAGCUCCCCCCCAACCGGGCCGAGCUGUGCCGGGGACCCCCGCGGACGCCGGAGGCCACCAUCCCCUCCUGACCUUUCCACUCUACAGCUCGGUGCCCUUGGACCUCCAGGCUCCCCAAGACCCCCCACCUGCCCAGCCCCAGGAGCUCCUUUCCAGCCUGCAGAGCCCUCUGCCCCAGCCCCUGGCUCCCCUGAUGCCCCCCCUGAGCUCCUGGCCCCCGACUCCCCCACACUGCCCCCUGGCUCCCCCGAAUCCCCCACUCGACCUCCAGUUGAGGUCCCCGUCACCUCCAUCCAGGCCCCAGGUGCUCCUUCAGCCACUGAACCCCAGCACAGCAUCUCCCGUUCCCCUGGCUCCCCACACACUCCAGGGGAGGGAUCCCCUGGCACUGCCAGCCCCCCUGCCACUCCUGAACUGCCCCCACGAGUCACUUGCCCCCCUGGCUCUCCCGAGGCUGCUGCCGAGUACUUGGGCCCCCCCAGCCCACCCCUUGCCAAAGCCUCUCGUCCCCCAGGCUCCCCAGAGGGACCUGAUGACUCCACAGUGUCCUCACGGUCCCAUGAGGGUCCUGAUUUCAACCCCCGUCCCUGGGAUGUGGGCCUCCGGCGCUCCUCAGAGGGGGUGCUGCAGCCCCCGCCCACAGGACAGGGCCUGGGGGAGCUGGGGGGCUCGCUGAGUGCCCUGCCCCGGCCUGGAGACCUCCUGUCAGAGUCCUCCCUGGGCAGCGAGUCCGGCUGGAGCCUUUCCCAGUCCUUUGAGUGGACAUUCCCAUCGCGGGGGACUCGCUUGCCAGCCUUCCCUCCCCGCUCCCCUAUCCGGGAGACCCCUGACUCAGGGCUCUCCGAAGAGGGGGAGUCAGAUGGGGAUGCGGCAGCCCCCUGCCCUCCGAAGGACAGCAGGUUUGAAGGACCUGACAGCCAGCAGGCAGAGGGGGCUCCAUGCCCAGGGGGUCCCGUGGCCCAGCAAGAGGCUGAGGGCUCAGCAGAGGAGGAGGAAAGGGAGGCAGAGCAGGAUGCUCCUGUGUCCCAUUCCCCACUUCACAUGACAAAGCCUGGCCAGGACCCAGCUGAGCCUGAGUCCCCCACCCAGCCCAGUCUCACUAGAGCUGCCCCCCUGGAUCCAGCCCCCCCAGAUCCAGAUGCUCCAGCUGACUCAUCCUGGGCAGGUGAUGGCCCCAAGAGCUUGCAGGGUCCCGGGGGCCCAGGCCAGGCUGAAGGACCCUCGCAGGACCCUGACCCUCACGCUGACCCAGGCUGGCUGACAGAGCUGUUGGCAUCACCCAGGGUCCACGGUUCUCCAGAGAAUCUGCUGGGCUGGUCACGGAAGGACCUAUGCAGUGAGUUUGGUAUUGGCCACCCUCGCCAGGACAGCACCUUUGAGUGGAGCCGCCCAAGUGUGUCCAGGGAUAGAGACUGGCCUGUUGAGACCAAGCAGGACCAGGAAUUCGAGACCAAAUGCAGCUGGGGCAGCACCCACAGCGACAAGGACAGCACUGCCCGGGAGAGCUGGAGUGGUGACUACAGAGCAGCAGAGCUGACGGGGGACACAAAACUGGGCUGCAGUGACUGGUCCCAGUCCCUUGGCACUGGGAAGAGCUGCCCACAGGAUCCAGACUUUAGUGCCAGCACAGCCACGUGGGACCAGGGCUAUGGCAACACAGAGAAGCUUGGCUCUGGACAAACCAGCUGGGGCAGUGGCCUUGGCACGAGACAUGUCCAGCAGCUGGACAAGGAGCCAUGCUCCGGGCAGCCCACCUGGACAGGCAGGUACAGCAGUGGGGACACGGAGAUGAAGGACAGGGAACUCACCCCAAACUGGGCCAGCAAAUACAGCAGCCAGGAUGCUGGGAGCAAGGAGGAGAAUCUAACGCUGGGCUGGGCUGGCAGAUCCAGCACUGGGGAUGCUGGGAGCCCAGAUAAGGAGCUCAGCCCUGGCCGGCCAGCUUGGGACAGGAGGUAUAACCCCAGGGACAUGGAGAGCCAGGACCGCGAGUUCAGUCCUAGCCGGCCAGCCUGGACUGGUGAAAUCAGGGACAUGGAAAGCCAGGACAGGGAGUUCAGCCCCAGCAGGCCAGCCUGGGAUGACAGAUCCAGCACUAAGGACACGGAGAGCCAGGACCAGGAAUUCAGCCCCAGCAGGCCAGCAUGGGAUGACGGAUCCAGCACCAGGGACACAGAGAGCCAGGAUCGGGAAUUCAGCCCCAGCAGGCCAGCCUGGGAUGACAGAUCCAGCACCAGGGAUAUGGAGAGUCAGGACCAGUUCGGUCCCAGCAGGCCAGCAUGGGAUGACACAUCCAGUACCCGGGAUAUGGAGAGCCAGGACCAGGAAUUCAGCCCCAGCAGGCCAGCCUGGGAUGACAGAUCCAGCACCAGGGAGAUGGAGAGCCAGGAUCGGGAAUUCAGCCCCAGCAGGCCAGCCUGGGAUGACAGAUUCAGCACCAGGGAUAUGGAGAGCCAGGACCGGGAAUUCAGUUCUAGCAGGCUGGGUGAAGCUAGUGAAUGCAGCACCAGGGACCUGGAGACCCAGGAUGAGUUCAGUCCCAGCAAAGGUGUCUGGGGUGACAGAUCCAGCACCAGGGACCUGGACACCCAUGACCAUGAAUUCACAUCCAGCAGAGCAGCCAUGGAUGGUAGGCACAGCACCGGCAACACAGAGACCCGGAAUGGAGAGUUGUUCAGCCCCAGCAGAUGUGUCUGGGGUGACAGAUCCAGCACCAGGGAUGCUGAUGCCCAGGACAGAGAGUUGAGCCUCAGUGGAGCAGCCCGGGAUGGGCAGCUCAGCUCUGUGAUCCCUACGGAGGAAGAGCAGGAGCUGAUCCCAGCCCGGCUGAGCUGGCCCAGUGAGGGCAGCAUGGGGCAGACCGGGCUGGUUGGGGUUGGUGAGGAGGACAUGCCCAGCUUCCACCACCCUGAUCCCCCAGCCCAGGAGCCCACCUGGGGCAGUGCCCUCCAGCAAGAGCAUGACAUCUCUGGCAGCAGGGACUGGGCUGAGGAACUUGGAGCAGCUGAGUGCCAGAACCAGUAUGGAGUCAUUGGGACAGAGCGGGUGGCAGACGCCUGCAGUGCCAGAGCCUUGGAUGGCUCCAUGUCCAGGGUCCUGCCUCAGCUCCAGACAGGCUUGCACAAGGAUCUCUCUCUGGACAUGGACAGUGCCCGCUGGAACCAGAACCUGGACAGCUGGAGUGUGGAGCCACAGGAUGAUGAGGCCAGGCGCCAGGAGUGGGCGAGUGCCUUCAGUGCUCGUUGUGCUGCCCGCAGCCGGGACCUUGGUGCAGGGGAGCAGAGCCUGGGAGGGGCCCCCAGCGCAGAGCACAGGUUAGCUCCCAGCCCUUCGAUGGGUGACAUUCCAGCUGAUCCCCGGGCUGUGCAAUCCCGGAGUGAGUCACCCAGCCCCUCCGAGGAGGAGAGGGAUUCCUCUGAGCCAGCCGCUGCCCCACAGAGCCCCAGGGCCCUCCCUCUGCUGCCAGAGGCUGCCAGUGAGAUUCCAGCAGACACAAGAAGUGAGGAACAGCCAUCAGACCGCCCAGAUGGGGAGAGCUCCUCAAGCUGGGGGGAGCAGCGGCUCUCUCUUGUUACCCCCCAACCCGAGGGGCUCUUGGAGCAGGGUCAGGAAUUUCCUCUUCUGGAGGACACAGAGCUCCUGGACAGCAGCGUGUUGCGCUGCAAGGCCAGCCUGGGCCGCAAGCGCCAGCACCGAGCGCCAUCCCUGCGCCCCGCUACCACCGAGGGGGAGAGCUGGAUCUUCCGGGACUCCACGGAACCCCGGCCAGCCCCAGCAGUGUCCUCUGACGACGAGGCAGCGGAGGAGCCCCGGAGCCGGCGGAUGCGUGGCUCACCCUCGGGCAGGGGGGUCAAGGUGCCACUCUUUCCUGGCCUCAGUGCUUCCGCCAUCAAGGCCAAGCUGAGGGGUCGCAACCGCUCAGCCGAGGAGGGGACAUCGUCAGGGGACAGCAAGGGAACCCCUCCUAAGGACCCCCAUGUGCAGCGCUCCAAGUCCUGCAAGAUCCCUGGUGUCAGUGGAAAACCCCCGACCCUACCCCCCAAGCCAGAGAAAUCCUCAGGAUCUGAGGGCUCUCCCCCCCACUGGCUGCAGGCGCUGAAGCUGAAAAGGAAGAAGCCUUGAGCUGGCUCACUCCCCGACGCUGACGGCCCGCUGUCUCUGAACCAGGGCUGUUCCCUCCCAUGGGGACACACACACACACACACACACACACACCUAUGCACUUUGUACGAGCUCGCAGGGUCCCUGUCUUCCCAACACUUCUUCUCCAUCCCCCUAUUGUACCCUGUCAUCUUGGUCCCCAAGGGGUUUGGGGUGGGCACGAGCCCCCCCCUUCCCCUCCCCCUGCUCGUGUAUGGCCCUGGACACAGGGCAACGGGUCCGGCUCGUGGUGCCGCUGCCACAGACAAUAAAACCUCGCUGGUCAUUUCA